Molecule: messenger RNA, 819 nt
Organism: Colletotrichum abscissum
Lineage: Eukaryota; Fungi; Ascomycota; Sordariomycetes; Glomerellales; Glomerellaceae
Product: PH domain-containing protein
Exons: 3
Coding region: 1-819 (272 amino acids)
Source: RefSeq, a predicted model, not a curated record
AUGGCCAGUCUCAUCGCCAAGUGGGUCAGCAAGAAGAUUCUUGCUGAGAAGGUCGAAAACAAAUUUGGCCGCGAGGACCCUUACUUUGAGAGCGUCCCCGCCACCAGGCUUGAUGGUACCCCCAACGGCAAGGUCAAGAAGCGCAGAAAGGCCUUGCCGCCUGGCCUUUCCAAGCAAGAUGGCGAGGUUUUGACCAAAGUCAAGAGAAGAGCCUACCGUCUCGAUCAGUCGCUUUUCAGCUGCUGUGGUGUGAAAUUUGGAUGGGGUAGCGUCAUCGGUUUAGUUCCUGCUGUUGGUGAUGUUCUCGAUGCUUUCAUGGCCAUGAUGGUGUUCAGAACCUGCUCUAAGGUCGAAGGUGGACUCCCAAAUUCAGUCAAAUCCCAGAUGAUGUUCAACAUCAUUAUCGAUUUCGUCAUUGGCCUGGUGCCUUUCGUGGGCGACAUCGCUGAUGCUGCUUUCCGCGCCAACACCAAGAACGCCAUCCUUCUCGAGGAGCAUCUUCGCGAGAAGGGAAAGAAGAACCUGAAGCGCAGCGGAGCUCCCAUUCCAGCCGUCGACCCGAGUGAGGCAGAUGAAUGGGAUCGCUUGCAAGGCGACCGCACUCCGCCCGAAUACGUCAGCCGUGAGCCUUCUCGCAAUGGACACAUGUCAGCAGGCCGCCACGAACGCACACCAACUGCUCCAGCCGCCGCUGCAGUCAGAGAGGAGCGUCCCGGCGGUCGAGGCUGGUUCGGGUUUGGAGGUCGCUCGAGAGUUGAUGACGAUGUUGAGGCGGCUCGCGAUCCCAGAGACAGACCUGCUCGUCAAUCGCGUCAUUAG